Achroia grisella is the source of this 1873-nucleotide messenger RNA. RefSeq names its product prion-like-(Q/N-rich) domain-bearing protein 25. The coding region runs from base 1 to 1866 and encodes 621 amino acids. NCBI's taxonomy places the organism in Eukaryota, Metazoa, Arthropoda, Insecta, Lepidoptera, Pyralidae. The record is from RefSeq and is a predicted model, not a curated record. The transcript has 14 exons.
AUGCGAGCAGCUAAGGAGUGGAACUUUCUCCCAGAGUCUAUGUUUCCUGUCUCUUACAACAUUGGGUCUUACAAAUCAAGAGUGAAGCUUAGAUCGCAUCAUCACUUAACAUCAGUAUCAUUACUUUACUCGCAUACAACUGAAGCGUUAUGGUCGUGUUUGACUGACGUCGAGUGUGACGUCACAGGUAGCAUAUGCUUUGACGGGAGCUGCACCUGUCCAGCUGGUCAGGAGGUCGCCUUCGGAGGCACAGUCUGCGUCGACGCGGCCAUCUACCACAGCUCCAGAUGCGUUGAGAACAGUCAAUGCUCAAGACUCUUCAGCGCUUUUGAAUGUCGGCGUCAGGAUGGUGAAGAAACCGGCAGAUGUUUCUGUCAACCUGGAAAUCACUACUUCCUGGGGCGGUGCUGGCCUUCUGUGGAUUUCGGAGAGCCAUGCACCAGAGACGAGCAGUGCAUGGGCAGCGUCCUCAGGGACCCCUACAGCAUGAGGUGUAAUGAAACUUGUGUAUGCGCGGAUGGGUACCAGUUGAGGCAGCGGGGAGAGUGCAGAAAAGUUGCUUAUGAGGUGGGAGACGGAUGCGUUUUGGAUGUGGACUGCCAAUUUGCAGGUGGCGCCUGCAAUCAAUCAUCUUUCACCUGCAUCAACAGCAAUGCAAAAGAUUCUAUAAUGAAGGAGAAAGUGGAGACUAUCAGAGACGUGUCCGUGAGAGCAGUACCUCAUUCUAACUUCUGUAAUUCGAGCAAUCCGUGCGCAGCGCCACUGGAAUGUUCUGGAAUUAAUGGAUUUUGUGUCUGUCCGGUUGGUUAUUAUACAGUUGGGAAUGGAAACUGUUUGGCGGAACUUGGUUCGCCGUCUACAGAGCAAGAAUGCGAUGGUCUGCUGGCCCAAGUACGAGAUGGUAUUUGUAGAUGUCCAAAUAACUUAUUCUACGACGAGGACAUGAGAAACUGUGUCAGAGCUGCAAGAUCGAUCAGUGAUUCCUGUGUAUCGGAUGCUAACUGUCAUACCUUCGGCGCGUCAGCGAUAUGUGGACCGCCCCAAGAAGACAAUUUCGGUGUUAGAACUUGUGAAUGUAUACCAGAGCAGGCUGUGUGGGAUGCAAAUAGACAGAUGUGCAGACUUUUUGCUUCCAUUGGUGAAGUCUGUGAAGUGAACAGCGACUGCCUUGCUGGUGAAUUGGAGAUCCAGUGUCUUAUUGAUGAUGAUGGGAUUGGCCACUGCGCAUGCCCGGAUGACCUGCAGGAAGUUGACGGCUUGUGUUUGACUUCCGGACUUGAUCUCGGCGAUCCAUGCCAAGCAGACCAGGAGUGCACGGAGACAGCUAACACUGCCUGUGUUAGUGGUAUAUGCUCCUGUGGUAAUGGAUUCCAGGAAACCAACGGUUUUUGUGCACCAAUCAUUGGCGGUGUAUGCAUUCAAGACGACGACUGUGUGAUAGAGAACACGAUAUGUUCGAACGAGACGGAUACCUGUCAAUGUGACACUCAAUAUGUCCCGUACGAGGAAGAAUGCUGGCUCAUUGCAUCGGGUUUUGAAGCGGAAUGUAACAAUACAGCCCAAUGCGUGAGAGCUCUUGGCGAGAACAGCUUAUGUUAUGAGAACCACUGCGUCUGCAACAGUGGAUAUCACCAUAGAGAUGGUUCCUGUUGGAUCAUGACAGGUUUGUUCCAGACAUGCGCCAGGACAAGCGAAUGCUUCUUACAUGAUUUAUCCGAGAAGGUCAUCUGCAGGAACAGCCUGUGUCAGUGUUCCUUUGACUACGAGUAUUCAGAGAGAUUACACACUUGUGUAUCCCUGGCACCAACUGCGAGGGCUGCAAGUUCUUUAUUAAUAAUAGUAAUAAGUUUAUUAUAUAUGUAUUAAAUCAAUA